This is a messenger RNA of Clunio marinus, 2795 nucleotides long. The record is from the annotation of a GenBank genome assembly. Lineage: Eukaryota; Metazoa; Arthropoda; Insecta; Diptera; Chironomidae.
AUGUCAGAAGAAGAAAAUGUCGAAAAUUUUAAUGAUUUUUGUGAUAGAGAUGAUGUAGCCUCUAAAUUCAUUUUAUCACUCUGUUGGGAUUCUGGAAUUCUUGCAGCUUCUUACUAUAAUUUAUCUUCACUGGAAAUAUCUAUAAUUCAUGAAACAAUAGAUCUUCGUCCCGAUCAUAUUCAACUACGAAAUUUAUUCAGACAAAUUCAACCAUCAUUCCUUGUUGCAUCGGCAUCAAAUCAAUUUCUAAAAGAUCUUAUUGAACUUUUAGAUCUUCCUGAGAACACUGAUAUAAAUAAAUAUAAAGUAUCAGCUUAUAAAUCUGCCAAUGCAAACACAUUCAAUAUUUCGUUUUUCACUUAUAAUCGAAAUAAUCAGCAUAAUGUAUUUCGUAAAAGAAUUUAUGAACUUGAUCUGCCAGGUCUUCCUGCAGAGAGCUCUAAAAGUGAUCGCCACGUCUUCAUUGAUUCAGUGUUCCCUAUGAAUCAAGAGCUUGUCAUCAUUUGUCUUGGAAAUUUAUUGAAGUAUCUCGAUGAAAAUCGGUUGAAAUGGCGCCAUGUUUUCAUGAGUGCCGAAAGAAAUCCAAUAAUUACAAAUGUCAUUGUUUGUAAUAUGAAAACGCAACUUUUACUCGAUGAUACUACAUUCAACUCGCUUAACAUCUUUUCAAAUGUUCAUCAUCCUUCAAGCUUCAAAACUCAAAUACGUCGUGAUGGUUUAUCACUUUUUAAUAUGCUAAAUCAAUGUUGCUCAUCUGUUGGAGUUCAAGAAUUGAGAGGAAUAUUAAAACAACCGACUCGAGAUUUAAGUGAACUAAAUCUUCGUCUAUCGACUAUUGAAUGGUGCUUACAGCCAGAAAAUCAUGAAAAUGUAGUAAAAAUUCGCUCAUAUUUGCACAAUAUUUUAAACAUCAGUGGUAUAAUGUCACGAAUUAUUACAAACCAUGGCAAAACAGGUGAUUGGAGAUCAUUGAAGAAAACGAUUUAUUUCUCAUUUAAUAUCUGUGAACUUUGUGCUUCUUUUAAUCAAGAGAGUAUUAAAGAAACAUGUCUACAAGACCUGGCAAAUUUCACUAAGGAUGAAUAUACAAUCAAAAGUGUUUUAUUUGUUCUCGAGAAGAUAUUAGACUUGGAUAUGAUUGACGAAAAAAGACGAUUUACUGUUAAAGAAGGUCUCGAUUUAGUUUUAGAUGAGAAACGUGAAAGUCUUGAAGAUAUGAAAAUUAACUUUAUGCAAAUGGGCCUCGAUAAAACAUUGACAACAAUUAAUAAUCAAACAGAUGCUUGGAACUUUGUUCACUUUCGGGAGAUGGGAUUUGUAAUAGGAACAAAGUUGCAAAUUGAAGACAUGAAUAUUGAAAUGAUGAUUCAAAAUAAAAUUGAACUAGUUUUAAAAACUGUUGGUGUUACAUAUUUUCGGUCACCGAAUUGUAAGAUUCUCAAUGCAGAGUAUGAGCAGAAACUGACGGAUAUUAUUGAUCAUGAGAUGAGAAUUUUUAAUCGUUUAAUUACGUAUAUUAAUGAACAUUUCGCUGAAAUUAUUGAUAUCACAAAGUUGUGUGCAAAGUUAGACGUUCUCAUCUCAUUCGCAAGUGUCGCAGCAACAUAUAAAUUUACAAAACCGUCAUUCACAACUAGAAAAGAGAUUACAAUUGUUAAUGGAAGACAUCCACUCGUUCAAUUAUUGAAAGAAUAUGUGCCAAGUACAACAAUCGUGAAUGAGAAUGAAAACAAUUUUGUGAAUAUAAUUUGUGCUCCAAAUGCUUCAGGCAAAAGUAUCUACAUGAAACAGAUUGCUUUGAUAUGUUUUAUGAGUCAUAUAGGAUGCUAUGUCCCUGCUGAUGAAUGUAAGGUUUCAAUUCUUCACUCGAUUUUUACAAGAAUUUAUACACCUGAGUCAGUUUAUCAAUGUUCAUCAGCAUUCAUGGAAGACUUACAACAAAUGUCUAAAGUGAUUAUGAACAGCACUGAUCGAAGUCUCAUAAUAAUUGAUGAGUUUGGAAAAGGAACUCAUUACAAAGACGGAAUUGCUUUUCUCGUCGCUUCUAUUGAACAUUUCGCUGAUCGUGGAAUCGCAACGCCAAUCACUUUUGUUACAACGCACUACACACAAAUGUUUAAAAUGAUUAAAUUGAAAGACGUAAUGAGUUUGAAGACAAUCAUAACGAGAAAGAACGAAAGCGGCGUGUUUGAAUCGCUUUAUAAAAUAUCAGAUGGAUUAAGUAAUGAACAACAAUUCUUCACUGAAUUUCCAGAAUCGAACAAAAUCAUGAAGAAUAUUUUUGAGAGAAAAACCGAUGAAGAUUAUGAAACAUUUACUUCCAGUUACAAUGGAGCUAUCAAGGCUUUUGUAUUAAUUCUUGUUAAAAUGUUUAUGAAGAAAGGAUUGCUGUUAGUCUUCUUCAUUGGAGUUGUAUUGGCUGCAACUGAAAAACCAAUUUCAAAAAGACGUAAAAUUAACAGACCAACAAAGGCUAAAGUUCAAAUAAUCAUUCCACCUGUUGAUUGUGGUGACCUAUAUGAAGCCACCAGUGAAAUUGGUGACCAGGGACCUUUAAUACGUAAAGUUCAACACAAUAUGGACUGCAAAAAGUAUUUUGAAUGUGUCACAAACAGAUGGCUUGUUAGGGAUUGUCCCGAUGGUACAACCUUCAAUGGCCAAGAGAAAGGAUGCGACAGCACCAAAUCAUGCCGUCCCAGUAGAAUCGAAGAGCUUUAUGAAGAUGGUGUAUUGGAACUUAAAAAGUUCAUGGGAUAUGAAGAAAACCCUGAAAAUUAAAAUUUCCAUGAGAUAAA